Molecule: messenger RNA, 483 nt
Organism: Penicillium canescens
Lineage: Eukaryota; Fungi; Ascomycota; Eurotiomycetes; Eurotiales; Aspergillaceae
Exons: 1
Coding region: 1-483 (160 amino acids)
Source: RefSeq, a predicted model, not a curated record
AUGAUUGUGCAACUGCAGACGUCAUAUGGUGAGCGCAGGCUGUGGCUCACACGAAACUGCCUGCCGACUACUGCCGGGAAUGGCCCUUACACCUUUCAAGAGAAAUUUAACAAGGAUCUACAAGUCUCGCCAUUCACACCCACCAUGGCAAGCUAUGUGAUUAACUCGUCUGAUCCAUGUGCAGCCCCCUUAAACAAGCUGAAGAUCAUGGUCACACUGAAAGGAGAGAACGAAACAAUCAUGCACGGGGUGGUCAACUCUACCGGUUUGCCCCUUGACGCUGCCACUGCGAGCCUAGGUUCUUCUAUGCAUUUCCUCAUGAGCUGGUGGUGGGUUCCAAUGUGUAGCGUGGUGGUUUUCCGGCUUCUCUGCAAGGCGGCAAAGAUAUAUUUGACGCACAAUGACAAGGAGCUUAACAUCCAGACAAGAGCAGAGCCUACCACAACUGCUAUCUCCAAGUCUGCACAGCUUUCCGAAAGGUGA